AUGGUAAAGCAGUUGGGGAUGAAGCCUGAAGGUGUGUAUCAUCGAUUGAACCAGCGGCUGAAAGCUAGUCAUCAGGUGAUGAACCCGCUCUUGGUUUUUCCCUGUUUGGUAGCAUUGAACCCAGGAUUAAGGAUAUCCAUAGUUGCAGCUGGUGGCCGACAUACAUUGGCAUUAUCAGUUUCAGAUAUAGGACAGGAUUUGUACUGGCUGGCUGGCCGAGGCCUUAGAAUAGGGUUACUGCUUGAAAUUCGGUUCUGGAGAGGACCUGUUUACAGGGAUUCUUACGAUGAGCGACAAAUCGUUUUCAAGGAACCUCAUGUAAACAAGAACCGUGGAGCGCUAGAAGGGCUUAUUUUGAAUGAAAAUCAAUUUGAAGGCGAGGUGCCAAGUUCCUUGUCCAAAUGCCAAUCCUUGAAAGUAGUUGAUAUAGGAAACAACCACUUAAAUGGAACAUUCCCUCACUGGUUAGAAUCUCUUCCAAAUCUACAAGUUCUUGUUCUCAAGUCAAACAGAUUUCAUGGACAAAUUGUACCAUCUUCGACCGUUGGAUUGAGAUUUCCAACUCUCCAAGUUAUCGACUUAUCUCAUAAUGGGUUUGAAGGCCAACUCCCAAUAAUAUAUUUUCAGAAUUUUAAUGCCAUGAAGAAUGUUGUAAAUAAGAGUACACCAGCAAAAUAUUUGUCCGUGGGUCGCCAGUUUUACUCAUUCGUUGUUACUAUAAAAGGUGUGGAGCAAGUUUUUACGCAACUUUAUGUUAGUUAUACAAUUAUUUGUAUAUCACACAACAAUUUUGUUGGGGAGAUCCCAGACAUCUUAGGAAAUCUUAGCUCAUUGGUAGUGCUUGACUUAUCCCAUAACAGCCUCACCGGUCAAAUCCCACAUACACUUGGAAAACUAUCAGAAAUUGAAUCCUUAGACCUAUCUUGUAACCAACUUAUAGGAAAGAUCCCUCAAAGUCUUGCAGACUUGAUGUUCAUUGAGUUCUUAAAUCUCUCGCAAAACCAUCUCGUGGGGGUCAUUCCAGUAGGAAAUCAGCUCAAGACAUUUCAAGAGGACUCAUUUGAUGGGAAUCCGAAUCUCUGUGGGGUUCCAUUGCCCAAAAAGUGUAAUGAUAAUCUACAUGAUCCACAACUUGAAGGUGAUCAUGGAGAUGAUGAUGAAGAUAGUGGGUUUACAUGGAGAGUGGUGAUGUUGGGAUACGGAUGUGGGGCGCUUUUUGGAUAUCUCAUGUUGUCAACUAGAAGACCAUUGUGGUUCAAUGCAAUUGCCGAUGCUCUGGAGCAAAUGAUCUUAAAAAGGCGAAACAAAAAAAGAUACGUAUAUAUAGGAAAAUGA
Erigeron canadensis is the source of this 1335-nucleotide messenger RNA. Its product is annotated as receptor-like protein 9DC3. Gene Ontology annotation, molecular function: protein binding. Bases 1 to 1335 code for a protein of 444 amino acids. The transcript has 4 exons. Lineage: Eukaryota; Viridiplantae; Streptophyta; Magnoliopsida; Asterales; Asteraceae. The record is from RefSeq and is a predicted model, not a curated record.